AUGAAAGGAAAUUUUGUAAAGUUGUGCAUAAAAAAGUGGCGAAGAAGGGGUCGUAUAUUCAGACGAUCUGAUGUCUGCGACGACUGCUACCAAUACUGUUGGUGGCCAUCAAAGCAAGAGGAGAAGAUCAUUCCAAAUGAUGUGCCAAAGGGUCACUUGGUAGUCUACGUAGGCGAGUAUUGUACGAGGUAUGUUGUCGAAAUAAAGUUACUUAGGCAUCCACUCUUCAAGGCAUUGCUGGAUGAAGCUCAAGAAGUCUAUGAUUUCACAAAUGAUUCUAAGCUUCAUAUCCCCUGCCAUGAGAAUAUCUUCCUUAGUGUUGUUCAAUGUGCCAAAUCUCCAGCAAUGAGAAGAAUACCACUCUGCCUAUAA
Molecule: messenger RNA, 372 nt
Organism: Fraxinus pennsylvanica
Lineage: Eukaryota; Viridiplantae; Streptophyta; Magnoliopsida; Lamiales; Oleaceae
Source: the annotation of a GenBank genome assembly